GAGGAACGGGGUUUGUUUGGGGAGAACCCGCCGCUGGACCAGCCGGGAAACGCCGCACGUGGCCUCUCGGAGGCCCUGCCUUGACUCCCCAGCACUUGUGUGAUGUGCAGGAAAAAUGUGGAAGACUUCACUGGACCUAGAGAAAGAAGCGACCUGGGGUUCAUUAACUUCGACAUAACGGCAGAUCUAGAGAAUAUAUUUGAUUGGAAUGUUAAGCAGUUGUUUCUUUAUUUAUCAGCAGAGUAUUCAACAAAAAAUAACGCUCUGAACCAGGUUGUCCUUUGGGACAAGAUUGUUCUGAGAGGUGAUAAUCCGAAGCUGCUGUUGAAAGAUAUGAAAACAAAAUAUUUUUUCUUUGACGAUGGAAAUGGUCUCAAGGGCAACAGGAAUGUCACUCUGACCCUGUCCUGGAACGUCGUACCAAACGCUGGAAUCCUACCUCUCGUGACAGGCUCAGGACACGUGUCUGUUCCAUUUCCAGAUACAUAUGAAAUCAUGAAGAGUUAUUAAAUUAUUCUGAAUCUGAACAGCAUAUUUUUAUACUUACUGGAUCCUCUCUCAUUUAUGUCCUCCCCUGCAUCUUCAUCUGUUUUUGUUUGUUAACUUAAUUUUUUUUUUGUAUAAGAACUAACAUCAAAAGGUGUAUUUGAAGGGAAAGGUUAAAGUGCUACUUAAACUUAACUUUA
Messenger RNA from Myotis davidii, 686 nucleotides. It is a transcript of the gene SPCS3, whose product is annotated as signal peptidase complex subunit 3. Gene Ontology annotation, biological process: protein targeting to ER. Gene Ontology annotation, cellular component: signal peptidase complex; membrane. Lineage: Eukaryota; Metazoa; Chordata; Mammalia; Chiroptera; Vespertilionidae. The record is from RefSeq and is a predicted model, not a curated record. The transcript is spliced from 5 exons. Bases 103 to 510 code for a protein of 135 amino acids.